Rotaria socialis is the source of this 303-nucleotide messenger RNA. The record is from the annotation of a GenBank genome assembly. NCBI's taxonomy places the organism in Eukaryota, Metazoa, Rotifera, Eurotatoria, Philodinida, Philodinidae.
AUGCGUGAAACCAGCGGUUCCGGGUAUGAUUUUGAUUGUUUGCAAAAUUGGAAUACAGAUGUGAACGAUUUUUCGGUACAAUGGUAUUCUCUAUUUGAAAUGAUUAGAUAUUGUCGCUCAUCAACAAUGAAAGCUAUGGAACAUCCUCUAUCUAUCGAACACACAACAACAUUAAACGGUAAACAAUUUACAUUUGAUCAAUUACGUCUGAUGGAUAUAUCGUCUGGUCACCUACUCAAAGGGUAUGCAUCAAUAGAUAUCAUCGAAGAAUACGAAUUAGGCAAUGCGGCAGGAUUUUUUUAA